This is a messenger RNA of Micropterus dolomieu (smallmouth bass), 771 nucleotides long. Its product is annotated as eukaryotic translation initiation factor 4E-binding protein 1-like. The record is from RefSeq and is a predicted model, not a curated record. Gene Ontology annotation, cellular component: cytoplasm. The transcript has 3 exons. Bases 152 to 508 code for a protein of 118 amino acids. Gene Ontology annotation, molecular function: eukaryotic initiation factor 4E binding. Gene Ontology annotation, biological process: negative regulation of translational initiation. NCBI's taxonomy places the organism in Eukaryota, Metazoa, Chordata, Actinopteri, Centrarchiformes, Centrarchidae.
UUGUUUUGGAUGUUCUCGCAGCACGUGGAGGCGCAAGGGAAGUUUUCUGUGAUCUGACUGUAAAACGUCCCUCAACACUGUGCGGCACACUUGAAACAACUUCCCCCGUCUGUGAAGUUUUGAGUAGCACAAACAGUCGGUGGUGUGAGAGAUGUCAGCGGCAGGUCAGACCUCCAGGAGCCGGGAUAUCCCGGCCGUCAGGCGGGUCACCAUCCACGAUGUUGCGCACAUGCCCCAGGAUUACUCCACGACGCCCGGAGGGACUCUGUUCAGCACUACACCGGGAGGUACCAGAAUCAUCUACGACAGGAAGUUCCUCCUGCAGUGUCGGACGUCUCCUCUGACUCGUACGCCUCCCAACCUGCCCGACAUCCCAGGAGUCACCCGGCCACUCAAACCCGACUCCUCCAGCAACACAAACCAGCCUGAACAGACUCCCAGCAAUAACACCAACCACGACCUGCAUACAGAGGAGAGUGCAGACUCCCUGUUUGAAAUGGACAUCUGAAGAGAGUCAGCUACAAGGACAAAGUGAUUCCCAACAUUGUCAUCGCUUUUAUUGUUUACUUGGAUAAAAGUAUCAGUUGAAAGGAGAAGCCUAGUCAUACUAAGCUGUAAUCCACUUUCAGAUUUCUGAAAAGAAAAUGUUUUGUUUUUUUGUAAUGCUUAAUAUGUGUUAAAGUGUUGUACUUGUAUAAAACAACACUAACUGAUGGAUACAAUUCACAUUUGACAAGUAAGUCUUGUUAAAAUUAAACCAUUCAUAUUUUA